CAAACCUGACAGCCACGUUUUUCUUAUUUUUGUUUUAUUCUUCCUGAACAGAGGCAGAUAUUCAGUCCAGCCCUGUCCAUCAUCAAACAAUAAAUUAAAAAAGACCCCAUCCCGAGCCGGCCGUGGUCCAUUCACCUGCAGUCCCAUCUUCUCCAUGGCGGCCCGCGGCUAAAGCGCCACGCAAGGCUGCCCAAAUUACCCACAAUGCCGCAGCACUUCCCGAAUUUCUUGUCACUUUUUCCCUCGAACAAUAUGGUGAGACGCGAAUAAAGCUCUCAUCUCGGCUCAAAUCAGGCACGAGCGCUGAUCGCCAAAAGGCAAAACCCGAGAGGCCGAGCUGAAGAGAAGAGAAGCGCAGCGGCCUGCACAUCCUCCCCCACCCGCGCGACACCGGGAGCCAAGCGCCAGGACUAGACGGGGUCGCACAUUCCCCGCGACUAGAAUGUCCGAAGUUCCUCGUAGGAGCGCAAGGAUUCAAGAAGAAAAAUGUCAGAGAUGUUCACUUCAGAUCAAAUAUGGCUGUUCCUCACUUUCUACAUCACUCUAGUGAGAAGUGUUCCACCUGUUGGUCUUCAGCCUGAGCAGAUCCAUUUGUCUUAUCCAGGUAAUCCUCGAUCAAUGGUCAUUACCUGGACAACCUUUAACAAGACGGACACUCUGGUGGAAUAUGGCGUGUGGGGUGGAAAGCUGUUUGAUAAGGUGACCCAGGGAAGCUGUGCCAUGUUUGAAGAUGGGGGAACAGAGAAGAGAAGCCUAUUCAUCCAUCGGGUUACUCUGCGAGACCUCGAGCCUGGCUUGGCCUACGUUUAUCACUGUGGCAGUGAGGAGGGCUGGAGUGAGAUUCUCUUCUUCAACACCAUUAAGGAAGGCAACAACUGGAGCCCCAGGUUUGCACUUUUUGGAGAUCUGGGUAAUGAAAAUCCUCAGUCUUUAGCUCGGCUACAGAAGGAUACCCAGAUUGGCAUGUAUGACUUCAUUUUACACAUUGGUGACUUUGCCUACGACAUGGAAGAGGACAAUGCGAGAAUUGGAGAUGAAUUCAUGCGGCAGAUUCAGUCUAUAGCUGCUUACGUUCCUUACAUGACGUGCCCAGGAAAUCACGAGCAAGCCUACAAUUUCUCAAACUACAGGAACCGUUUCAGCAUGCCAGGAGACACUGAAAGCCUUUGGUACAGCUGGAAUGUUGGACCUACACACAUCAUUUCGUUUUCCACUGAAGUUUAUUUUUACCUGGAUUAUGGGCUGGAUUUGCUUUUCAGACAAUACCAAUGGCUUGAAAAGGACCUUAAGGAAGCAAACAAGCCAGAGAACCGGAGAGAGAGACCGUGGAUUAUAACGAUGGGUCACAGACCGAUGUACUGCUCCAAUGACGACAAGGAUGACUGCACCCUGUUUGAAAGCUAUGUCCGACUUGGCCGCAACGACACAAAGCCUCCUGCACCUGGUCUAGAAGAGCUCUUCUACCUUUAUGGUGUCGAUCUGGAGCUGUGGGCCCACGAGCACAGUUACGAGAGGCUAUGGCCAGUGUAUGGAUUCCAGGUUUUCAAUGGCAGCAAGGAGCAGCCAUAUGUCAAUCCAAAAGCACCAGUGCACAUCAUAACAGGAUCUGCGGGUUGCAGAGAGGAACAUGACGGGUUUGUCCCAAAGCCGCGAGAAUGGAGUGCAUUCCGCAGUACUGAUUAUGGGUACACACGAAUGCAGGUGCUAAACAGCACACACCUCUACAUUGAGCAAGUCUCAGACGACCAGAGCGGCAGGGUGAUCGACAGUGUCUGGAUUGUAAAAGAACAGCAUGGCGUGGCAGCCUGGCUUUGACCAAUGCAGAAGCUGGUUGGCGGCUCUUGACCUCUACAGUUCUUAAUGUCAUUACUUAUGAUUUCUUCCUAAGAAAAAUUAAGAAUGGAAACUUUUUUUUUCUUUAAAUCAGGUUGAUUCCUCUCUGAUUCUACUGUUCAUGUUCAGAGGUAUUUAUCUCCAUCAACACUUAAAUAUGAGUUAAAACAGGACAGCAGGAAGACAAUGGAACCAAGAAAUGACAAGUUAGCAUGCAUUGCGCAAUAUUCAGGUUGCUCUGUAGAGCAGAUGGAAGGUAAAGGGACCAGAAAAUAAAUGUGUGUCAAAGCUUUGGAAGUGAGAGUUCUAACCAAUCUCUUUGCCAAAUCAAAAACAAAACCCUAAAUUGCAGUUAAAGCCCACGUCAAAAUAGUGUUUAACAUGUUGACUGUCACAAUGAAGAUAAGUGAAUCUGUUCCUGGUGCCAAUCUAAAAUCAGGGCAUUAGCUUAAUUUACCAAUUAAAUGCAUUUUUGUAUUCACUAAAACCCUAAACUCUAAAAACAAUCUAUUUGAGUUACCAAAUAGUUGGUGAAUGAAACUGAAAAUUCAUUGUGAACAUCAUCUGUGUAUGGACUUGGCUGGGUCUAACAAUUUAGAUCCUCCACAAUUUGUUGCAAUCUAAUGUUGCAGUUUCCAGAGAUAUUCAGAUGGUUGCAGUUCUCCAUAUAUAAAUUGUUUCUAUGAAAAAUGUUAUCCAAAAUAAGGCUAAUAACAAAAAGCUAACAAAGUGAAAUUUUCUGUUUCUGUGGUGCCAUGCUAUACUCAGUGUACAUCCAUUGCUCACAAAUAUGCUUGUAGUUUGUACUAAAUCCCAGAGGACAGCUUAUGAGAAACUGAGUAGGAGGUGGCGGUGGUGGUGGUCUCUGUCCACACAGUAGAUCACCUCCUACGAGUUAACUCGCGUUUAACAGUCAACGUGUUAAUCACAAUAAAUAAGAAAAGCAAAAGCACACAAAAGGGUUCUCUGUUGUUAUCCUAAUAUUGGAAGUCAUAGAAACAUAUGCAGUGACCUUUUAUGCCAUUUUGAUAAUAAUGUCACACAUUAGCAAGCUAAUGCUAUAGCAGUGUAGUGGGAACUGUGCCACAAAUGGCAGUGCCUGCAAAAAUCAGGAUGUUGUCAAAAAGAAAGAUACAAAUAAUUGUCCACUGUUUGAAAAUGCUGAAAAUGAAUUAGGCAAUCCCACAAUACAAAAUGACUUUGAUUCUAGAAAAUUAAAUAAAAAAUUAAAAAAAUGAAACAAUCAUGAACACAGGGCUUAGUUAACUGUUUCAAAGUUAAAACAUUUUAAUUUUUUGCUAAAUUUUCCCCUGGGUGAAAUAGUUGGUUAAUUAGCUAGUUAGUUAGUUCAUUAGUUUGUUCGUAUCUAUUUGCUGUACAGCACUUUUUCUAUCUAUCUAUCUAUCUAUCUAUCUAUCUAUCUAUCUAUCUAUCUAUCUAUCUAUCUAUCUAUCUAUCUAUCUAUCUAUCUAUCUAUCUAUCUAUCUAUCUAUCUAUCUAUCUAUCUAUUAUAUAGUGCCUUUCAUGUCUGUCUAUCUAUUUAUCUACAGUAUCUAUCAUAUAGUGCCUUAUCUAUCUAAUUACUUGAUCAAAGAAAGUGACAUUUUUCUUUAUUAAAUAAUUCUUUAAAAACGAGUCAUAUUAAAAAAAACAGUGAUAAUGAAAUGUAAUAAGAUAUAUUAGUAGGGCACAUAAAACACACGUUAUUGCAUUGUCAUGUACUGUAGUAAAAACGGAGCCUUUUAAAGGCUUGUGGUGGCUCAGCAGCUUUCAUAAUAAGCAGAAUCCAAUUCAAGAGAUGUAAAAAUGGCAUCAACUGAUGUGCUAUUGUUAGUUGUUGAUUGUGAAAGGUCUGCGGAUAAAUGUAUGUUUAUUCCUAACACAGAACAUUUUUCAUUGGAAUACCCAGUGGAGAGUUAAAACUGAUGUUGAACUCCACCUGCACUCACAUGUGAAGGCUGCGGAUGUGAAGAUGUUUUCUUGCCAGUCUGUGUGACUCUGCAGUUGUUGCAAUAACUCAAAUUUGGGAUUUAUUUUGCCAUCAGAAACAACAACUAAUGGAAACCUAAAAGAGGAGAAUAUACAAUUUGAAAUAACCUCCCUCAAGGUAAAUUUCAUAUCCAUCACUAACUGAGGUCACAGAGAAUGUUUCUCUGUUUUACAACAAGUGAUUCUUUAUUGCUAUGUCACCAAUAUAAACAUACUGAUUUAAAUAUGGUUGCCUUGAUGGUUACCUUUGGUAACCACCCUUGAGCAACAUGUGGCACCCCAAAAUGACUACACCUAUAACACAAUGUCGCUGCGGAAGAAUGUUAAGUAAUAAAUAAUUAAAUAUAUCUCAAUAAUAGCAAAACAUUAUGCCACCAAAUGGGGCAACUACGAUCUUCAUAAUUUCUAGAAUACAAUAAAAACGACAACAAUAAAAUUUACUACAUGAGCAAAAAUAAUUAAACAAAACUGGUUUCCAAUUUUCAAUUCUGUGCAAAAACAAUGUAUGACUCUGUUACUAGAAAGACUAAAUAGCAUUCAUCCAAACUAAAAAGAAGUCUCAAAACCAAAGUCCAAAAGAGCCAAGCCAGAGUUAGCGAACCAGAAAUUCCAAACAAGUACACUCAUGAGUACAUCCAGAUAGCACCCACAAACAUGACGAAAGGCUCACUACCAUUAUGUCUGUGACAUCACAGGGCUCAACCCCCGGGACAUGCCCUCUAGCAACCCACAGUCACAUCAUAGCAACGGCUCUUUAAAAUGAUGGUGCCCAUUAAAAACAAAAAGCUGCUGUGAUAAACAUUCAAGGCCAAAUUAAAAAGAAUUAAAACAAGGCUCAAAUAUUAAUCUCCUUAAAAUAAAGGAAAUAUAUCUGGAUUCACAGUUUCAAAAUGAAGUUAAAAAUUGCUAAAAAAAAUGACAAAGCCAAGAAAAAAUGCACAAAACCUCAGCAGUGAUAACAGAGGCCAUCCUUGCAGCAUGGGAUACAAUCAGGAGCAAACCCUGGGUGUUGUGGCCCCCUACUGCUGGACACACUCACGCAGACUCCGACACUCGCUUGUGCUGAGCUGCUCUGUGUGCUUCUUUACCUUGCCUGUAUGACUAUGGGGUGCUAAAAGACAGUGAAAGAACGAGUUAACUCCACAUAAACAGUGCAUGGGCUGGAGUUUGAACCUACCACGCUGGAAUUUUGAGAGCAUGGGGCUCUCUGCUGAAAAAGUGCAAAAAAGGUGGAUCUGCAGAAAAGUAUAUUAAUAUACUUUACAUUUAUACCAAUUCCAGAAUGAUAUGAUUAUAAAAAAUGAAAAAGAAAAAAAAACUCCAAUAAGUCUACAGAUGCCCAAAAUUACUUAAUGUGGGACUGUAUGGAGAAUAGUGAAGACUAUGCAGAUGGAUGUUACUUCUACAAAUAAUGAAAGUAUGGAAAAACAGUUUGCCCUACCAGUAGGGUUUAGACAGGCUUAUGGUUCUUAUUCCAAGUAAUUUCAUUUUAGCUGGAAUAAGGUAGUCUGUAUCUUCCUCUUCGAUAUCUGUUUGUUGCCGGAUCUCAUCUUUUCCACAAAAUUCCGGUUUUACUUUCUUAUUACCACUGUUUUUAACACCUUCAUUCCUUCCUAGACUCGUCCCCUUACUAUCAAUUCGUGUUUCUUAUUGGUCCUUUCCUGUCAUUAUUCCCGCUGCAGGCAUCAUAAGAUUUGCUCCAAUACAUCAAUGUAUGAUCAGACAAUUAGGCUCUUGCACGUUUAAACAGGUACAGACACACAAUUAAAUUAAUUCUUACCAUGACCACUGCUACAGAUGUAUAAACAGAAAAAAAGCAGAUGAUGACUACAUUGGCACCUUGUUACAGUGGAAUUGUAAUGUGAACUCAACACAGUCAAAUUCUGGAGACAGUUUUGGGUCAAAAUAUUCAAAAUAUGCCAACACUUGAGACUCCUGAAUUGCAUGAAUGCUAAAUUGUGGUGGUGGCCAGAAGUGUGUUUCCAUAUGUGACUCCACAGUUAUAAAGAGAAAACUGGAGGAAGCGAAGAAGCUGACAUAAAAAGCAGAGGUCAUCAGCUACAAGAAGACAAAAGGAGUCUGGGGAGACAUAGAAGGAACACAAUCGAGGGCAGAUGAGAACAAUUAAGAGUUAGCAAUGGCGAAUAGGACCAUCUCACCAAAACAAAAAUGAAUUAGCAGCACUUUACUGGCAUGUCUGAGAAAAACAAUCAACUGAAGGAUGGAACAGAAUAGAGAAUCAAGCUAAUGGUAAAAUUAAAAUUAAAACAAUUGUUCUACCAUGGGAUAGGAUUUCCUUGUGGCCAAUAUAUCACAUGGCUCUCAACACAGAAAUGUAUGAAUUGGUUGUAAUUUAUACUUUGUAUAUAUUUGCAUUUGAUUGGAUAUAUGUGCCAACUGUUGAUUAAUAAUGAAAUGUUUUAUAAAGACA
This is a messenger RNA of Erpetoichthys calabaricus (reedfish), 6253 nucleotides long. RefSeq names its product acid phosphatase 7, tartrate resistant (putative) (gene acp7). Bases 487 to 1815 code for a protein of 442 amino acids. NCBI's taxonomy places the organism in Eukaryota, Metazoa, Chordata, Cladistia, Polypteriformes, Polypteridae. The transcript is spliced from 14 exons. The record is from RefSeq and is a predicted model, not a curated record. Gene Ontology annotation, molecular function: metal ion binding; acid phosphatase activity.